Molecule: messenger RNA, 1389 nt
Organism: Maudiozyma saulgeensis
Lineage: Eukaryota; Fungi; Ascomycota; Saccharomycetes; Saccharomycetales; Saccharomycetaceae
Source: the annotation of a GenBank genome assembly
AUGAAGAUCAAUUCUGCCUUGAAGUGGAUGGAACUUGACGAAAGAUUUCCAUGCCAAUCCAGAGAUGAAUUUUAUAUCCCGACAUAUAAGUCGCUUGGAAUACUUAACGUUCCUAUUGGGAAAACAGAAACUUCUCCUGUGAAUUACCUUUGUGGUAAUUCUUUGGGGUUAAUGCCUAAACAAACACAAAUCAAUAUUAACCAAGAAUUAGAUGCAUGGGCUCAACGUGGUGUCGAGUCUCACUUCAGACACCCCAAAGAAAAUUGUACGCCUUGGGUUGAUAUUGAUUUACCCUUGAGUCCAUUAAUGGCCUCAAUUGUAGGGGCGAAGACCGAAGAAGUUGCUGUGCUGAACAGUCUGACUGUGAAUUUAAAUAAUAUGUUGGUUUCUUUUUACAGACCAACUUCUACGAGAUAUAAGAUUUUAUUUGAAGCUGGUGCCUUCCCUUCAGAUUGUUAUGCUUUCAUAAAUCAAUGCAAAAACCAUAAUAUAGAUCCUCAAGAUGGAUUAAUUACAUUGACUCCUCGCGUCGGGGAAUAUACGUUAAGAACAGAAGACAUCCUGGAUAUCAUUAAAAAGAACUAUGAGUCUCUUGCAAUAGUAUGUUUACCGGGAAUUCAAUACUAUACAGGACAAUUAUUUGACAUUGAAACCAUAACAAAAGCUGUUCACGAAUUCCCAGAUAUUGUUAUCGGUUGGGACCUUGCACAUGCAGUAGGUAAUAUAAAACUUAAUUUACAUCAAUGGAAUGUUGAUUUUGCCGUUUGGUGUUCCUAUAAAUACUUGAAUGCAGGACCCGGAGGUAUCGGUGGUAUAUUUGUUCAUGAAAAAUAUCAUAUCAAGGAAGAUAGUGAUCAUUAUCUAAGAAGACAAGCCGGUUGGUGGGGAAAUAACAAAGAAGAGAGGUUUCUAAUGAAGGAUACUUUUGAUCCGAUCCCUGGGGCACUUGGAUUCCGCCAAUCUAAUCCAAGUGUUCUUGAUGUAGUCGCCCUUAGGACAUCUCUUGAAAUUUUCGAAAAAUAUGGUGGUAUUACCAAAUUAAGAAAUAGAUCAUUGUUGUUAACAAAUUAUCUGAUAGAGUUACUUCAAGAGUCUCCAUUUUAUUAUGAGAAUGUAGAAUCAUGUAAAAAUUUAGGAUUUAUCAUAAUCACACCAUAUCAAAAUGACAAUGAACACGGUGCACAGUUAUCCUUAUUAUUCCUCUCUAAAAAUCAUGAAAGACCCAUGGAGACAGUCUUUAAAAUAAUCAAUCAACGAGGUGUGAUUGCUGACGAGCGCAAACCAGACGUAAUUAGAUUUGCCCCUGCGCCUCUAUACAACACAUUCAGAGAUGUCUACGAGAGUGUCCAAAUUCUUAAUGAGGCAAUGGAGCAGGUUUCUGGACACUAA